Molecule: messenger RNA, 2471 nt
Organism: Penicillium samsonianum
Lineage: Eukaryota; Fungi; Ascomycota; Eurotiomycetes; Eurotiales; Aspergillaceae
Product: RNA lariat debranching enzyme
Exons: 4
Coding region: 162-2471 (769 amino acids)
Biological process (GO): mRNA splicing, via spliceosome
Cellular component (GO): nucleus
Molecular function (GO): RNA lariat debranching enzyme activity
Source: RefSeq, a predicted model, not a curated record
CUCUUCUCUUACUUCCUACCUUUCAUUUUCUUUCAUGCAACUCUCAUCAACUUUGUAGCAGGGAUUUGUGUCGAAAUUUUGCUUUUCUGACAGCCUCAUUCCGAGGCUUUUCUUCUUUUUCAGUGCCACCACAAUCCGACAGAUCAGUCGGAUUCGUCCAUAUGGCACCGGUGCGCAUUGCCGUGGAAGGCUGCGGCCAUGGCAGUCUGAACGACAUUUAUGAGACAGUGGAUCGCAAGGCCACUGAGAAAGGAUGGGACUCUGUUGAUCUCGUCAUCAUUGGUGGAGAUUUCCAGGCCCUGCGUAAUGCCAAUGAUGCGACUUGUCUUUCGGUUCCCGACAAGUUCAAGCAAAUCGGUGAUUUUCAUGAGUACUACAGCGGCGAACGUGUUGCUCCCUAUCUGACACUGUUCAUCGGGGGCAAUCAUGAGGCGAGCAAUCAUCUUUCCGAGCUCUAUUAUGGCGGUUGGGUGGCCCCCAACAUCUACUUCAUGGGUGCAGCCAAUAUCAUCCGCUUUGGACCUCUCCGAAUCUCGGGGAUGUCGGGCAUCUGGAAGGGUUAUGACUACCGGAAGACCCACUACGAACGAUUACCAUACAACAGAGAUGAUGUUUCUUCGGUAUACCAUAUCCGGGAGCUGGAUGUCCGCAAGUUGCUGCAAGUGCGCACCCAGAUUGACAUUGGCCUGUCCCAUGAUUGGCCCAAGGGAGUCGAAAAGCUUGGGGACUAUGGAACCCUGUUUCGCAAGAAGUCAGGCUUCAAAGCUGAUUCCGAGUCAGGAAAGCUCGGAAGCGUCGCUGCGCGUGAAGCUCUCAAUCAUCUGCGCCCUGCCUAUUGGCUUUCAGCUCAUCUUCAUGUGCAUUACACUGCAAAGGUGCCCCAUAGUCCACCUCGGGCACGAUCCACUUCUUUGAGUCCCCCCAGUCCUCCUCCGCCUGCUGCCGCAGAUACCAAUCUAGCCGCUCCGAUUCAACGGAGUAAUCUCAACACUAGCAACCUUGCUGGCCACCAAUUGCUUGGCGUUGCUAGUGGAGACGAACAGUCUCGCAUCAAGGCCUGGAAUGAAUUCGGAGAUCAAGCCCGACGGGCUGAGAAGGAGAAGCGGGACCAAGACGAAUUCAUGCGUAUGGUCAGGGCGAGACAGCCGCAACCCCCGCGGAACAUCACAUUCAACGAAACAGCCAAGAUCGGCGGCGGUCCCAUUCAGAAGUUCGUACGUGGCGCCGAUGGAGAAAAGAUUGAAUCCACCCCAGCCGACGGUGAGAAAAUCGAAAACCCGGACAAAGUCAGCCAGGGAAACAGCCCUGUGAAUACCUCUUCCGAGGAGGUGGUUGCUGAGCAGAGGGAUUCGUCGUCCGUUGAGACGACUAAAGACGUCAAGAAUGUCAAGACCGACAAUGACGUAGCCGAUAAUAUUGACAAGAUCAGCAUUUCUACAAGUCCAAGCAGCGCUGCAAGCGUGAAGUCUCCUCCGACCGAGAAGGUUCUUCCAAAAGCCGAUAUCUCUCUGAAUUGGGCUGAUGAUCGCUCCCCUGAUCCCUGGUGGACUGAUGGUGCGGACGAUCGGGUUCGCGAAGUGGAAGCCGAACUCCCGACCAGCCUUGAGCAGUCGAGUGUAUCCAAGCCUGCUGCAAACAACUCAACUUCCGAACGCCUUCCGCCCCCCGAGGAAAUCAAGAACCUCAUGACUCAGUUCCUGACCUUGGAUAAGCCACACAACCACGAUGCCUUUGUUGAACUACUGGAGAUUGAGCCAAUCUCCGAACAGGAUGACGCCGCGGUGGAGUCGCCUCUGCGACUCAGGUACGACAAGGAAUGGCUGGCGAUCACUCGUGCGUUUGCUGAUGAGCUCGAGUUUGGUGGACACCCCAAGGGCAAAGUCCCUCCCCACAAGGGGUAUGAACACUACCAACAGCGCAUCGCUGAAGAAGAAAAAUGGGUACACGAGAACGUUGUCAACGCUGGGUUGUUGAACAUUCCCACUGACUUCGUCGUGACUGCCCCCGUCUACGAUUCUAAUGUCUCGAUCAACACCCAAGAACAGCCGAAGGAGUACACCAACCCGCAGACGUCUGUAUUCUGCAAUCUGCUUGGGAUCGAGAACAAGUUCGACAUGAGCGAGGAAGGUCGCCAGGCUCGCAUGGAGGCUGGCCCACGCCCCGAAGAACCUCGCCAGAACUUCCAGGGCAACCGCGGCGGUCGUGGUGGACGAGGCGGGCGUGGUGGACGUGGUCGUGGCGGUCGUGGCGGACGUGGUCCUGGACGUGGUGGCUACAGUGGUCGUGGCGGACGUGGCAGCUCUGCCCCCUCGGCCCAGGGCCCUGAUGCCUGUGCAUCAUCCGUGAAUCGAACACGGGCCUCGUCGAUGGCAACGACGAAUUCUACCACUAGACCAAUGAUGCUGGACUACCAAGUGAAUGAGCAAGCUGAUUCGUUGGUGAUAUCUGCUGAUCCCAAUUUGGAUAUCUGA